This is a messenger RNA of Pipistrellus kuhlii (Kuhl's pipistrelle), 1695 nucleotides long. RefSeq lists its product as uncharacterized. The coding region runs from base 37 to 1227 and encodes 396 amino acids. NCBI's taxonomy places the organism in Eukaryota, Metazoa, Chordata, Mammalia, Chiroptera, Vespertilionidae. The transcript has 8 exons. The record is from RefSeq and is a predicted model, not a curated record. Gene Ontology annotation, molecular function: protein phosphatase inhibitor activity. Gene Ontology annotation, biological process: regulation of signal transduction.
GGGCGGGGUAGCUGAGCGGGGCCCCCUGGUGGGGCAAUGGAAAAGCAGGAGUCUGGGGGGACAGCUGGCAGCCUCACCCAGGAACCCCCUGGAGGGGCAGCCAGGGAAGUGCCAGGAGGCAGCGCAUGGAUGGAGGCGGGCUCCGGGCUGCCCUCCGGAGUUUUCUGGUCCCAAGGUUCCUGCCGCUCCGGAAUAGUAUCUAGAAGCCCGGAUUCCUUCCGUCACUCCGGAGUGGAAGCGGCUCAUGGGUCCAGGCCCAACCAGCAUCCUGGGGAGGUUGUGGGCCACACUGGCACAUACCCUGGCAGAUCUAAUCCCCCCGUUCCUGGAACCUGUGCAUCCGGGACGUCUGACUCGGGAUGCAGUUCGCGUUCCGGUUCAACUUCUUUGCACCCUCACAAACCCUCUGAGGAUCGGCCCCAUAGCAUCCUAAAAACCAGCAACCCCACCUUGAUACAGAAAUCCCCCAGUGCGGAAAAGAAAAAGUCUCAACACUGGGAUGAGAUGAAUAUCAUGACCACGUACCACCCUGCUGACAAGGACUACGGGUUUAUGAAGGUGGAUGAGCCGAGCACUCCCUUCCACAGGCCGAAUGAGCCCUCCUACCCAGUGAGUCCCGAGGCCCUGGCUGAAAGGUUGGCAGCAAUGGACAGUUUCUACCCCAAGGUCCUUCAGCAUCCUGAUAACAGAAGCUCGGGGCCUUCCGACAACUUUUCCAAAACACACACCGCUGGUUUUGAGAAGCACCGCAAGGCACACUACGAUGAAGGAAAGUUCCUCAGCGCUCAGAAAAAGCGGCCGUCGAAGAGCAAGGCGGGUAGUGAAAGUUUGGGCAGUGGCGGUCGAGGUGUGAUGUUGGGCCCAGAGGCCAGGCCUGUGGAGGGAGGCCAGGCAAGAGGACUGGCCGGAGGAGCCCCAAAUGAGAUUGGCCUGGUGACCAGGAACCACAUCCGAGAAACUGAGGAUUCCUUGACCUUCAGAAAUCAGUCCCCAGCUUCGGCCAAAAUCAUGCCGGACAAGGAGGCUGAUGUGCAGCGGAAGGAGUAUUACAGCAAAGGAAGGUACCUGAGGUGCUGGCCUCACCCGGAGCUCAAGGAGGACUCGGAAGAUGAGCAGCCGGACAGUGACAGUUCUUCACGCUUGAGCUGGGCAAGUGAGAAUUCCACAGGAACUGAGGUCCGUUCGCUGGACCACAGAGGAAGCCCCCUUCGGGAUCACAGGCCAUAGAGAACUCCCUGACUGUGACAGGGACACCGUUACAUCCUGAUGAAUCCCUUCGGCUUUGAUGGACUGAGGAGGGAGAAGCCACACCAUAGAAAAUGUAGCCAGCUGGAGAUGGGGAGGGGGCCAGCCCUCCCCUGCCCUCACCACCCCCGGGGUGGAAAAUAAAGAGACGAAGAGCAGCAGUCUGGGUGCUGUGAAUUGGGGGCCCAGGCGGACCUGCUCAGUCACUGAAGAGAGGAGAGGAGGGAGGGUGAUUCGCACACAGGAAACCCCCACGAGCAGCAGAGAAGAGGAGAGAAGAAAGCUCGGAGUAGCAUGGGGAACUGGAGUCCAGGAGGUCUUCGGAGUCUGAGAAGGCCCAGCUGCAGCAGGGUGGCAGUGAUUGGUGUGAUUCGGUCAACAUAAAUUCCCUGGUAUCAUCUUUAAUUCUUACAACAACCCUGGAGGCGGGGGUGGCCAUCCCCAUCUUCC